AUGGCCAAUGCCGAUCCGAUUGCCUCAUUGGGGACAAGCCUGCCACGGUCGCCCGAGCUAAGCAAGCUCAGUGUCCGGUGUGCGCUCGCCAAGAAAGAAUGGGACGAAUUGAUCCGCACGGGCAGGAAAACAAUGACGACGCGUCGGGAGCUGAGCAUCAAGUGGAACGUCGAAUACUCGGUGCUGUGCCGGGCGCUGCGACGAGAGGACCACCGGCGCAUCAGGUCGCGUCCGGCCGAUCAUCAUUCUGCCGGCACCGACACCUCUUGGUUACCCAUGCCGCCGUCGUCCUCUCCAGGACCCGAGGUGUUGUCAUAUCUAUCCGGCGUAUCAGAGGUAAUACACCAGACAUCAGUCCUGAGGGCCCUACCACAGUCGGCGGCCACGCCCGUGGCGAGGCUUUGCGAGCUGCUCAACGCGCGCGCGCCCACGCCGAUACCGCCCAACUCGGCCAUGCGGCGGGUCAGGGAGCGGCACCUCGAGAGCGAAAAGGGCGAUUGGACGGCCGUGUCGGGCGACAAGGCGUCGCUGCUCAGCGCUAGCGAGGAGGAGGCCAUCCGCAGUUGGUUCCGGUUCCGGCUCGACGUCGCCGACCUCGUCACCAUAUACGAGAUGGUCGACGCCGCCAACUCGGCCAUCCUCAUCAGCACAAAGGGCGCCCCGCUGGAAGAGGGAGGCGGCCAGUCCCGCGUCCCGCUCCAGAUGGUGCGUUUUGCUACGAUGCGUUGGGCUCGCGACUUUAUGCUCCUGCGGCCUGAUCUCUUCUGGAGCACCGUCAAGCCGCGCCUCUUUGAUCUCAAGGAGCGCCCCGUUCCAGAUACGCACUGCUUCAUCGAGUGGUUCUAUAGCCCUGCGGGCCCAGAGAAAAAGGAGCUCCAACCCAGGCCGGUGCCGCCCAUGCCCAUCAACACUGAAGUCUCUCCCGAAAAAGACGACGGGGGAACUCCCAUACUACGGAAACUUUCGACCGAUGACCGCAUGCAGGACACUCUCAUCUCUCCGCCCAGUGUCAGCGCUCCAACCGCCAUCCGGUCCUCUCAAAUCAGCACUGUAAAACUCUCUUAUAAAGCGGUCCGCCUCGGCGAUGAUCCUGACGCUCUGCUCAAUGCUCGGACUUCUCGGCCCGCCCAUCGCCGCGGUCCACGACUCAAACAGCCGACCCAGGUGACGACCGCACGCUAGGACGUCGCUGGCCGCCAACAUGUCGCGCAGGGCCGGGGUGCGGCACGCCGCCAGCAGCAGACACAUGGCGCCGGCCAUGCUCAGGGCGCAGAUCCACGUGUCGACGAGGACCGUGUGGCCAAACCCGCGCAGGUUGAGCAUGUGCAAGAGACAAGCGUCGAGGCAGCGGGCCGUGGCGCCGGCGUCCAGCGACGGGUCGUCGGCGUGCGCGCCGCUGAGCAUCCACAUCAGAUAGGGCCGGUAGAUGACGCUGCGGCAGGUGAGGUAGCG
Molecule: messenger RNA, 1452 nt
Organism: Pyricularia grisea
Lineage: Eukaryota; Fungi; Ascomycota; Sordariomycetes; Magnaporthales; Pyriculariaceae
Exons: 2
Coding region: 1-1182 (393 amino acids)
Source: RefSeq, a predicted model, not a curated record